Molecule: messenger RNA, 450 nt
Organism: Knipowitschia caucasica
Lineage: Eukaryota; Metazoa; Chordata; Actinopteri; Gobiiformes; Gobiidae
Source: the annotation of a GenBank genome assembly
AUGCGCUCCCGAAUUGAGAUUGUAGAAAUCAAAGCUCCAAAAUCAACCACAGUAUCGACGUUGAACAACACCAAGGUCCGCGCUCUCGAGAAGCAAAUUCAUAACCAAGCGAAACAGAUCGAGAACCUGCGUCAAGAGUGCCAAGAUCUUAGAGAUAAAGCGGCACAGGUGCUGGAGAAGUACGAAGAGACACGAAGGACUUUGAGGAAAGCUCUGGAGGAGGUCAAAAUCCGUACGGCCGAUCGCGACACAUGCCAGCGGCAAGUGGAGAAACUGCAGGCGGAGCUGACUGAGCAGAGGGCCCGGCAGAGGAAGACGACUCAAGGGGAGAAAAUCUGCAAUUAUCAAACUAAAGUCAUCAAAAAGAAGACGCAGGCGGCGAGUAAAGAGCUGCCAAGUCGAGGGCGAAACAAAACCGUUGAGUUAGGCAUCAGUGGCAGAGGUUUGUAA